AUGAAGAAAGACAAUAUUAUUCCUGAUGAAAUCGCAUUCACUAUUCUUAUUAGUGCAUUUAAUGCAUAUGGACUUAAUGGAACGGGCCUUGAAGCUGUUCAAUUAUAUCGACAAAUUCCACAUAAUUUAGUUAAUGAUGUUUCACAUGUUUGCGUAUUAAAUACAUGCUCUCAUUCUGGUCUUCUUGAUCAUGCUCGAUCGGUCUUCAAUGAAAUCAUUGUGAAAACAGAAAAGAUCACGGCUUUAUGUCGUCUCUUUUUGUUUGAUGAAGCACAAAACGUACUCGAUGAUUUUGAAAAAUUUAAUUCAUCUUCUUUAUCAAUAUAUAUGGCCAUGUUGUCUGGUGCACGUAAUAAUCGAAACUCUGUUUUAUCACAGAGAUUAUACAAUCAAAUGAAAUCUUUGUUUUCUAAUAAGAAAGACGAUUUUAUAGCUGCUUCUAUACUUCUUUGUAAUACAUAUUCAUCUCUGGGUCAAUUUGAACAAGCAGCACAUAUUCGAUCAACUCGAAUAAAAGAAUUUGGAAAGAACGUUAAAGUAGGAUUAACAUGGACUGAAGCAAAUGGUGAAUUAGUGGUAAAAUAUAGGAAGAAAAUUUGUUCAUUUCUUAGCAAUUCAAAGUUCACGGUUGAUUUCACCGUCGAUCACAAGAAAUAUAUGCUGAACUUGAUCGUAUGUCACUUGAAUUGA
This is a messenger RNA of Rotaria socialis, 690 nucleotides long. The record is from the annotation of a GenBank genome assembly. NCBI's taxonomy places the organism in Eukaryota, Metazoa, Rotifera, Eurotatoria, Philodinida, Philodinidae.